AUGGAUAAAAGCGCAACAGGCUACUCGGAUAUUGAAACUCCAACUUCUGCUUAUGAGAAGACUGUGCCUCUGGAAACAUCAAGUGUUGGUGCUGGGAAGCUCAAGGCACGUUUCGAGAGUAUGGCCAAAGCGUCUGAAGAAGAAAACAAAAACAAAGUAGAGGGAGAACGAAUGAGGAGACAAGCCAGAGAAGCCAGAGAGAGGGAGGAGGCCCAAAACAGGCCACCAGUAACCCCCCUGGACACUGUCGAAAUGACCAGAGAAGAAAAAUCUCUUCCUGCAAAAUCCCCAGCUGACUGUGCCAAAGCAGACUACGACGACCACAGUACCCACAUUACAGAUAUAAAGGAAGAACCGGAGGAAGAGGUACUUUAUGAAGAGCCUCCAGCACUGCCGCCUCGUGAAGAUUUCCUAGAUGCAGAUGCUGCUCCACUUUCUCAGAGGUCGGCAGAAGUGGACGACUUAGAUGAGGAUGAUGGGGAAUAUGAAGAAUUCAGUCUGUGUAAUCUGUAUUCAUUGCAUACUAAUCUGCAUGCCAUCUCAGAGGAUGACGGAGAUUACGAAGACCUGACGUAUGGCCUGAAGGCAAAAGCCAUUUAUGAUUAUCAAGGAGAAGCUGAUGAUGAAAUAUCCUUCAACCCUGACGACAUCAUCACAAACGUGGAGCAGGUUGAUGAGGGCUGGUGGAAAGGGCUUUGCCAUGGGCGCGUUGGUCUGUUUCCAGCCGCUUAUGUGGAGUUAAUGCAGUGA
Knipowitschia caucasica is the source of this 750-nucleotide messenger RNA. NCBI's taxonomy places the organism in Eukaryota, Metazoa, Chordata, Actinopteri, Gobiiformes, Gobiidae. The record is from the annotation of a GenBank genome assembly.